Hevea brasiliensis (rubber tree) is the source of this 3179-nucleotide messenger RNA. RefSeq names its product pentatricopeptide repeat-containing protein At5g24830. Bases 291 to 1961 code for a protein of 556 amino acids. Gene Ontology annotation, molecular function: protein binding. The transcript is spliced from 8 exons. NCBI's taxonomy places the organism in Eukaryota, Viridiplantae, Streptophyta, Magnoliopsida, Malpighiales, Euphorbiaceae. The record is from RefSeq and is a predicted model, not a curated record.
CCACCGCCAGUGCCGCAACACUCCGACGCCCUUUUCCCGGCUCAGUUUUCUCUCUUACCCAAUUAAAUAAAAAAUUUUCAAAUCCACUUGCUUCCUUUGAAAAUUUUGAAAUCGCUAAUCUGUUCCCACUCCAAUCGAGCCACUUCAUCUGGCAAUCAUAGCUCUCUGUCGUCGCACGAUCCCACGUUUUCCAUCGUUGUUUCUUCGUCUCUACUCAGCUUGGCUUAUUUCAUCAACUCUCUGCUUUUUCAAUCGGUAGCAGUGGUCUAAAUUCCUAAACAACGGUAACUAUGGAACCUGAGCAGAGCAGUGGUGGAGGAUUAUAUGUUCCUGGGAAGCAGAGAGUCGAGUUCAGAGCUCCUCAAAGGAGGUCCCUUUUAGCAUUCGGGAUGAGAAGUCAAGAUUGGUUUUCAAAUAACAAGGGAUGCAAUGAUGAAGGUGAUCCACAGGUUGUUUUCAAUGUUUUGGAUGCAAUGCUUAAUGGUAGUUUGGAGCGCUUGAAAUCAAUGAGGGAAGGCAUAUCAUCUAUUAAAGCAGGCCUUAUAGGACGUGUUAUGAAUGUCAGUUGUGCAGGAUAUAUAGCUAUAAUCAGGGAUUUAUGUUUGGUAGGCAAGUUGGGAGCAGCUCUAUGGCUGAGGAGAAAAAUGGUACAGAAGGGUUUUGUUCCUGAUGUGAUAACUCACAAUUAUUUGGUGAAUGGAUUAUGCAAAACUGGGGACUUGGGGAGUGCUGAUUGGCUUAUUAGAGAGAUGUUAGAAAUGGGUCCAUCUCCCAAUUGUGCUACUUAUAACACGUUUAUAAAGGGUUAUUGUCUUAUAAAUGAUGUUGAUAAAGCUCUUUUUAUUUUUGCAACUAUGAAUAAUAAUGGUAUCAGGCCAAAUAGGGUUACUUUCAACAUACUUGUGCAUGCACUCUGCAAGAGAGGCCUUUUGGAGAAUGCCAAAAAACUUCUUAGCGAGAUAUUAGAGGAUGAUGAUGAAAAGAAGAGAUCUGAUUUAAUUACCUCAACCAUACUCAUGGAUGGUUGUAUCAAGAAUGGAGAUAUUGUUCAGGCCUUUGGCAUUUGGGAUACCAUGUCCCAAAAGAAUACCCUAAUGGAUGCUAUUGCAUAUAACGUCCUUAUCCAUGGAUUGUGUUUGACUGAAAACAUGAAACUUGCAUAUAGCUACUCUUGUGAAAUGCUCAAAAGAGGCUUACUUCCUGAUAUCUUUACGUAUAACACUCUUAUAUCUGGUCUUUGCAAAGCUGGAAAAUUGUAUGAGGCUUGUCACAUCCAUGAUGUAAUGUUGAGAAUGGGAGUUGCGCCUGAUCAUAUAUCAUACAAAAUACUGAUUCAGGGGCUAUGUGCUCAGGGAGAUGUUUUUAGGGCUAAUGACUAUCUUCAUUGUAUGUUAAAGAAGUCAAUGGUACCAGAGCCUCAAGUGUGGAACCUUAUAAUUAAUGGUUAUGGGAGAUGUGGAGAUCCUGAUAAUGCAUUUGCUAUUAGAGGUCAAAUGAUGUCUUUUGGUGUUUUACCUAAUGUAUUUACCUACAAUGCAUUGAUUCAUGCACAUGUAAAAGUACAAAACAUUGUUGGUGCAAAUUCGCUCAAAAAGGAGAUGGUUUGUCAUGGUCUUUUCCCUGAUGUGGUUACCUACAAUCUUUUGAUCAGUGCAGCUUGUAAUGAGGGGCGCAUUCAUUUUGCACUUCACUUGUAUAAUGAAAUGUUGGGAAGGGGAUAUGAACCAGAUAUGAUAACUUACACUGAGCUCAUUAAAGGUCAUUGUGUGAUGGGGAAAAUGAAUGAGGCAGCGAAUCUUUUUUCCAAGUUACAGAAUUCUGGUCUUGCAGUUGAUCAUGUUCCAUUUCAGAUACUUAUCAAGAAGUACUGCAUAAUGAGGGAGACUGAUAGGGCAUUUGACCUCUAUCAAAAGUGGUUGACAAGGAAAAAUGUAGGCAAUGACUUUGAACCUUGCAUAUGAUCUUUCUAAAGUGGAGCUGAGGUGUAUCUGGAACUCUGGGAUUAGUGCAGUGCAUUCAUUUUGCUGUCAGGGUCAGUGAGGAAUAAAGCUUUGAGUUCAUCAUAUCAGUUGGAGCUCAGUAGCCUGGUUGAGAGCACCGACAAAGAUGAAGACUUCAUAUACAAGCAGCUGUAGUUACAUGCUCUUAGAAGUGAAGUACAGCUCAUUUGAAAUGUUAACAGCUGCUUAUGAGAAGCGCAAGAUAUUUGACAAGUUAUCAUACCAGAUUCUUGUUGAUACAUGUUCAUCAAAAUCAAUGCUCUGGGUUGCUGUUGGAUCCAAAACAUGAAAUCCCAAUACAUUACUCAACAACUCAUUCCAUCUGCAAUGCUGGGAGAAAGUGCCAUAAGAACUCAAAUAGCACCUUGGGCAUUCAGCACUUGACUUGAAACUCCUAUUUUUGUUUAUAUGAAAAGAGCUUUGGUUUGGGUUUUAGCAGAAGCAGUGGUGUAACGGGGAGGUCUCUUAUAUUUUGUGUAGUGUCUGACCAAUGAUAUUGGAUUGAACCAAAAGGAAGAAAACCCAAGAUUGAUAGUAAAAAAAGAAAUAGGCUAGCUCAACAUCGCUUGAAUGAUUUGGUGUUUGUCAAGUAUAAUCAGUCAUUGAAGCGUCGAUGUGAUGCACGUGACCUCAUUGACCCCAUCUCAUUGAAAGACAUUGAUGAUAGUAAUGAAUGGUUGAUGGGUCAAACGGAGGAAGAGAUAGAUAGAGAUGAACUUGUUUUUGAAGAUGAUGAUUUGACAUGGAAUGUUGUUACUGAAGCUAUUGGAGCUGAAGAGGAUGCCUACAACACUAGAUUAAGUAAAGGGAAAAAUGCUGCAUCUACACCUAUUCCUAGAUCUACAUCAUAGCAAAAAAGAAAAGCACCAUCCACUCGUACUUCUUCACUUCUUGAAGACGAGGAAGAAAAAGAUGAUGAUGAAGAUGUUGAGUUGGAAGAUGAGUAUGAGAAGGAUAAUGAAGUUGAUGAAGAAGAUGAAGAGGACUUUGAUAUUUCUAUUGAUGUGGAUUGAACAUUUAGUAGUUUACUAGUUUAUUAAACUUUAACUUUUAGUAGUUUAUUAGUGUCUUUAACUUUUAGUAGUUUGUUUUUACCUCUUUUGGAUUGCAAAAUUAUUAUUACUUGAAUGCUUGUUGGUUGUUAUUAUGUAGUUUUAUGUUACUUGAGAUUUGAUAGCA